Rhagoletis zephyria (snowberry fruit fly) is the source of this 498-nucleotide messenger RNA. The record is from RefSeq and is a predicted model, not a curated record. NCBI's taxonomy places the organism in Eukaryota, Metazoa, Arthropoda, Insecta, Diptera, Tephritidae.
AUGUCGAAAACGGCGAAGCAAUCAUCAGCAGGUGGUCUCCUGGAGGAGAAGCGCCAGUGGCACACCAUUUACCCGCAGUACAUCAACAGCAAUCUGACCAUUCAACUGGGUCGCCGCUUGGCCAAGUCCAAGUGCGUUCCUGAUCCUCGGUGGCAGGAGAUUCGAGACGUUCUCGCCGUCAACUCGGCCAAGUUUGAUGUUGAAGCCUUUCCUGAUAAGGUCUACAAUCGUGAGGUGGACAAGGAGAACUUGGUCAACCGUGGAUACAUCAAAUAUCGCCUGAAAGAUAGUAGCUUCAAAAACAAAGCCGAGGUGCUCACUUUGGUGGCUCAGUUAAUACCCAAACUGAAAACCCGACAGAAUGUGAAAACUCCAGCCGAUUCAGCAAAGCCAUCCAGUUCAACUGCUGCGUCAAACCAACAAUCGAAUGCACCUAGCGGCGGUGGUGGGGGCGGCGGUGGUGGUGGUGGCAACAAGAAGAAGAAGGGUCGUAGAUAA